AUGACCACACGCCCAGAUCUCCUAAAACCAAUCCACGCCUUCCUAGAAGCCCUAACAAACCCAAACCCAAAAGACCCCAAUCAACUCCUCUCAACCUUCACAACUCUCCCAGAACCUCUAGUCCACGAACACGGUCUCCCGCAACUAGCUCCCUUUCUAGGCCGCCCAUUCACCGGCCAGGAUGGGAUAGCAACUUACUUCGAGCUUCUCUCAUCACUGCUGUCUAUCAAGAACAUGGCCUUCGAGCCCGAGGAGAGCUGGGUGGUUGAUACGAGCUGCAUGGCUGUUUCGUUACGCGGGACGGCAACGUUCGUCUGGAAGCAGACGCAGCAGGCAUGGGACGAGACGUUCGCUUAUCGCAUUAAGCUUGCUGCUGAUGGUGGUGGGUCCGGGGAGACGGGGAGGUUGGCGGUUUGCGAGUAUCAUGUUUGGGCGGAUACUGGGGCUGCUUAUCUUGCUAGAUGCGGGAGGUUAGGGGAUCUAAUGGGUGGUGGUGAGGAUUUUGAGCCGGAGGAGGGGAUCGCGUAA
Molecule: messenger RNA, 528 nt
Organism: Penicillium mononematosum
Lineage: Eukaryota; Fungi; Ascomycota; Eurotiomycetes; Eurotiales; Aspergillaceae
Exons: 1
Coding region: 1-528 (175 amino acids)
Source: RefSeq, a predicted model, not a curated record